GCGGUCUGCAGGGUGAGCAUCACAGCACUCUCACAUGCAUGUAAUUGCCCUUUCGUAGAAGACGCCCCUGAGGCCUUACUCCAGCUGGGAGGAGAGAUUCUGCUCCUUCAGUUAAAUACACCCCUCUCUCUCCUUCCUUCCCCUUUUCUUUUCAGUGAGUCUGGAUGAUCUUUCACUGUUAAGCUUUGGAUUUGGACUAUGCAAGCAGAGCUACACAGUAGACAGAAGGAUUAGUUUGUACUGAGCCCGUGGAUAGGGCUUUUGGUUACCUCUCCUUAAUUGGUUCAACCAGAAAGAACCUCAUUCUCCUUUCCCUCUAUCUAUUCCAAAUCCCCUUGUAUACACUCUAUACCUUUCUUUGUUCAUCUGUUUUUUGUGACAAUGACUCUGUUAUCAGAAGACCAGUCCAUAAGGCCACAGCCUUGUCGACUUCUAGAGACUGGGAAACAUAUGGGCAGUGGUUUCCAUCCAUACCCCACAGACUGCAUAGGCUCCAGAGAAGACUUCAUGGACAGUGGGGAGGGCACUGUGUUUGGGAUUGUUGAGCCUCCACGAAGAUCCAGGGGUCGGCUCAUCCUCCACGGCCUGAUCAUGUUUGGAAGGGAAUUCUGUUAUGCUGUGGAAGCAGCGUUUGUCACUCCGGUCCUCCUCAGUGUGGGCCUGCCUCGCAGUCUCUACAGCCUGGUGUGGCUCAUCAGCCCCAUCCUGGGGUUCUUGUUGCAGCCUGUUAUCGGUUCAGCCAGUGACCACUGCCACUCUGCAUGGGGACGGAGGAGGCCGUAUAUUCUAACUUUGGGUAUCCUCAUGCUUAUUGGAAUUACAAUGUUUCUCAACGGAGAUGCUGUUAUUUCAGCUGUGGUGAGUGACAGGGCGCUGAGAAGCAUAUGGGCCAUUGUGGUAGUCAUGUUUGGAGUGGUGCUGUUUGAUUUUGCCGCAGACUUCAUUGAUGGACCAAUCAAGGCCUAUCUGUUUGAUGUGUGCUCACACCAAGACAAAGAGAGAGGCUUGCACUACCACGCUCUGCUGACUGGUUUGGGUGGAGCUUGUGGAUACCUGGUUGGGGCUAUGGACUGGGGUCACUCAUUACUGGGUGAGCUGCUGGGCUCAGAGUACCAGGUCAUCUACUUCUUCUCGGCUCUGACAUGGGGCAUUUUCCUCACUGUUCACUUGUUCAGUAUUCCCGAGCAGCCUCUUGGUAAAGACAGGGGUAACUCUGAGUCAUCGCCCCUCAGUGCCAUCCACCUUCUGGGUUCCCAUAGUAACAGCAAUGGUUACGGAGCUUUGGUCAAGGACCCAGUCAUUACCCCCACCUCACCUACUGCAGACCUCAGGCCCCGGUCUUUCUCUGCCUUGGGUGAGGCCAACUCAGUGACCUCUAGCGCUAAGCAGCCUAACAAGGAGGCUCAAAAGAGGAUGACAUUCAAGUCAUUGAUGAAAGCGAUAAUCAACAUGCCCAACCACUACCGCUUCCUGUGUGUGAGUCACUUGCUGGGAUGGACGGCCUUUCUCUGCAAUAUGCUCUUCUUCACUGAUUUCAUGGGACAGAUCGUAUACAAAGGAAACCCAUACGCAGAGCAUAAUUCAACAUCUUACGUGACAUAUGAAAGAGGAGUGGAGGUUGGCUGUUGGGGAUUAUGUAUCAACGCGGUAUCCUCAGCCUUGUACUCCUAUGUUCAGCGUUUCCUCCUCCCAUACAUCGGAUUAAAGGGUUUAUAUUUCAUGGGAUACUUUGUGUUUGGCCUCGGCACCAGCCUGAUUGGUCUCUUCCCUAACGUUAUUGCCACUCUCAUCCUCUGCAGCGUUUUUGGCGUCAUGUCCAGCACUCUUUACACAAUCCCAUUCAACCUAAUAGCAGAGUACCAACGGGAAGAGGAGGAGCAGAUAAAACUGAGAGGCAGCAGAGGGAGCCCUCGUGGGACAGGAGUGGACUGUGCAGCUCUCACUUGUAUGGUACAGCUGGCUCAGAUCAUCGUGGGAGCAGGACUUGGAGCUUUGGUCAACUUGGCAGGAAGCGUCAUUGUGAUUGUCCUAUCGGCCUCAACCAUGUCCCUGUUUGGCUGCAUCUUCAUUGCACUUUUCAUAAGAUAUGUCGAGUGACUGCUGAAUUUUGAAUUUGUAUUUUAAUAAAAAAAAAAGUUUCUUUUUUAUGCUA
This is a messenger RNA of Boleophthalmus pectinirostris (great blue-spotted mudskipper), 2152 nucleotides long. RefSeq names its product solute carrier family 45 member 2 (gene slc45a2). Lineage: Eukaryota; Metazoa; Chordata; Actinopteri; Gobiiformes; Gobiidae. The transcript has 7 exons. Bases 382 to 2097 code for a protein of 571 amino acids. Gene Ontology annotation, molecular function: sucrose:proton symporter activity. The record is from RefSeq and is a predicted model, not a curated record. Gene Ontology annotation, cellular component: membrane.